Molecule: messenger RNA, 3106 nt
Organism: Danio aesculapii
Lineage: Eukaryota; Metazoa; Chordata; Actinopteri; Cypriniformes; Danionidae
Gene: bap1
Product: BRCA1 associated protein-1 (ubiquitin carboxy-terminal hydrolase)
Exons: 17
Coding region: 170-2437 (755 amino acids)
Biological process (GO): protein deubiquitination; ubiquitin-dependent protein catabolic process
Cellular component (GO): cytoplasm
Molecular function (GO): cysteine-type deubiquitinase activity
Source: RefSeq, a predicted model, not a curated record
UGACGUCAAGUCCAGGCGACGGCGCUGCUCUGUAUUGUGUUUACUAGCCGUCCAGAUCGCCCAAAGAUGAAUCAAAGAUGUGCGAGAAAAUGAUCGUCAUGGUUCUUCCGAAUAUUAUCGAUUGGUCAAUGAUUUAACCGGGAGUUUUAGUGACUCUAAAUUCGCCAAAAUGAACAAAGGUUGGCUGGAGUUAGAAAGUGACCCGGGGUUGUUCACACUUCUGGUGGAGGACUUUGGUGUGAAAGGUGUUCAGGUGGAGGAGAUUUAUGAUCUUCAGAGCAAAUGUCAAAGUCCAGUAUAUGGCUUCAUCUUUCUCUUCAAAUGGAUCGAGGAGAGAAGAUCUCGGCGUAAAGUCUCCACACUGGUGGAUGAAACCUCUGUUAUCGAUGACGAUAUCGUUAAUGACAUGUUUUUUGCUCACCAGUUGAUCCCGAACUCCUGUGCGACUCACGCACUUCUCAGCGUGCUCCUGAACUGCAGCGGUGUGGAGCUGGGCAUGACUCUGAGCCGCAUGAAGGCUUUCACCAAGGGCUUCAAUCCUGAGAGUAAAGGUUACGCCAUUGGAAACGCCCCAGAGCUGGCGAAAGCCCACAACAGCCAUGCCAGGCCGGAGCCGCGGCAUCUGCCUGAGAAACAGAACGGCAUUAGUGCUGUGAGGACGAUGGAGGCAUUUCACUUUGUUAGUUACGUGCCAAUCAAAGACCGAUUGUUUGAGCUGGAUGGGCUGAAGGCGUAUCCCAUUGACCAUGGACCAUGGGGUGAGGAUGAAGAGUGGACCGAUAAGGCAAGACGGGUCAUAAUGGAGCGAAUAGGACUGGCCACUGCUGGAGAGCCCUACCAUGACAUCCGGUUUAAUCUCAUGGCGGUGGUUCCAGAUCGCAGGAUAAAAUACGAGUCCAAGCUGGACAUCCUGAAACGGAACAGGCAGAUCAUUCUUGAAGGGCUCCAGCAGAUUAGAGAGAAAAAAGUAAUUCGGAUGACUCAGCAAGAAUCAGGCCAGGAUCGUAAGCAGCAGGACUCCUCUUCUUCAGAAGACACGCCCCCUGUUGUUAAAAAGGAGGAGGGGCAAGAAACACCAAUACCUUCAGGUGCUGAACAGGCCACACCCACAGAAACUCAAGAAGGUGCUGCCUCUUUAUCAAGUCCAGCUGGCAAAGUCAGACCCAUGGCUAAACCUGCUUUGCCAGCAGGGGGUGCUCCACCACCAGCCCCUCUACCUGCUCCCAGCACCAACACCAUUGUGCAGCGUCUACCAGCCUUCCUGGACAAUCACAACUACGCCAAAUCCCCAAUGCAGGAAGAGGAGGAUCUUGCUGCAGGUGUGGGUCGCUCACGCCCCCCUCAGCCUCCUUAUUCUGAUGAUGAGGAUGACUAUGAUGAUGAAGAGGAGGAGUGCAGCACUGCUGGUGCCACAAGCAGCAGGGUCCGAAGAAAGGUGGGUCUGCGUACCCGUACCAUGACUCGCACUGCAGUGAGCGGAGUCGCAGCAAUGGAGGGUCAACUAGCACUCAGUGUUUUAGCAGAGAAACUCAAGAAGGAGGUCCAGCGGAAAGACGCCUUGGCCACAACUGGAUCCACUCCUCUGAACGUACGUACCGAGGGUCGGACAGGUGGCAUCAGCAUCACCUCGGCCUGCCAGCCGUCACCCACCCCUAGUAACGAAAGCACGGACACAGCCUCCGAGAUUGGUAGCGCAUUCAACUCACCACUGCGGUCGCCAGCCCGAUCACAAGCAGCUACACGUCCCUCCAGCCCAGUGGCGUCCCAUUUGAGCCGGGUGCUGUUUGGGGAAGAGGAGGGGCUGCCUAGGUUAGACGCCCGACACAAUCGGGCUGUUCGAGACUUGGGGGUGCUGGUGAGCUCAACACAGCUCCAGCUGCAAGAGGAUGGAGUCAUAUUUGCCCUGCCACCUACAGAAGCAUUGGAGGGGUUGAAGAAAGUGGGUGGUGUGGAAAAGAAGAAGAAAGAAGAGGCGAGUGGUCCAGGAGGGGAGGAGGAGGUGAAGGAGGGACCAUCAGUGGAGAUGAAAGCAGAGGACGUCAAAGAGUCAGUCGACGUCAAACCUGACAAGGAGAACCUGCCUUCCACUGAUGCUGAGACCAGCACCAAACCUCCUGGAGAAAAAUACACUCCUAAAGAGUUGCUGGCUUUGCUGAAGUAUGUAGAAGCAGAUAUUGCCAACUACGAAGUGUACUUGAAAGAAGAAGUGGAAAAAAGGAAGAAGUACAAGAUUGAUGACCAGAGGAGGACCCAUAACUACGACGAGUUCAUCUGCACCUUCAUAUCAAUGCUUGCACAAGAAGGUAUGUUAGCGAGUCUGGUGGAGCAGAACAUCUCUGUGCGUCGGCGACAAGGCGUAAGCAUCGGUCGGCUUCACAAACAACGCAAACCUGAUCGGCGGAAACGUUCACGGCCAUACAAAGCCAAGCGGCAAUAGAAGAUAGUGAUACAAAUAAAUCCAAUGACAGCAACCCCACAACCCAUUUUGGAGAGACAUUGUCCAAAAACAUUUCUGAGUAUCAACAACAAUACUAAAUGCCUACUUGACAGUGUUAGCGAGGUUAUCAAUAGCUUACUCAGUUGUUUGCAUUGUAAACGUACAUGCACACCAUCAAUUCCAAAGCGAAUGAGUGAUGCUCAAUGUUUACAAAUACUAAACCAUUUUUCAUGUUGCUAUAUGGAGUCAUUACUUUGUACUGCAUCAAGUUAAUCAUUAAACCAACAAUCAUUGGAGCACCAUUUUGGGAAAUAUCCAGUCAAGGUGUUGCCAAAGAUAGUGCUUCAAGUGUACUUGAUAAGUGGUGGUGUAUUUAGUUAACAAAUGAAAUGUAAGAAAUAAGUUGUUUUCAGAUAUCCUGGGAUCAACCGUUUAGUCAUUUUAUUCAUAAGAAACUCAAAAAUCAUAAACAAGAGUUGGUUUGUGUGACAAAUCGUCACUAUAAACGUUUUGGUUACUGUUUACUUGCUCCACAAUUUUCUUGCCUUUUUUAUCCUGGGGGGUUUGUCUCAAAUAUGUUCUGUUUGCUUGUACAUAUGUAUUUGUGUUGUCUGAAGUCCGCACGGGUCCAGUCAGAUUUAGACAUUAAAAUAAAUGUUUCGUAUUACA